AUGGGAGAUCCUCAACAACCAAGUGAAUAUCGUAAAAAAAUAUUUUCCAAUAAUUUACAAGGCUUAGAUGCUGUAUGUCAUUUCAUUUGUGCAUCGACCAAAUGUUCCGAAAAAGAUGAAUUAAAAUCAUGGGAAGUUAAUUUUGGAUAUAUAGAAGAUGAACAAAAGAAAAAUGCAUUAGUAAAAAUUCGACUUUGUCCUACUUGUUCGGACAAAUUGAAUUAUAAAACUCGACAUCAGGAAGCAAAGAAUGAAGAAUUAAUCGAUAGGGAACAUAAAGAACAUGACAAGUCAAAACAAUUAGAAUACACAGAAAAGAAAUUAUCUCGAAAAAAUGAAUUUGAUGAAUAUUUUAUAGGAUUAUUUGAUUAA
Messenger RNA from Diversispora eburnea, 372 nucleotides. The record is from the annotation of a GenBank genome assembly. Lineage: Eukaryota; Fungi; Glomeromycota; Glomeromycetes; Diversisporales; Diversisporaceae.